Messenger RNA from Heterostelium album PN500, 1500 nucleotides. RefSeq lists its product as uncharacterized. Lineage: Eukaryota; Evosea; Eumycetozoa; Acytosteliales; Acytosteliaceae. The coding region runs from base 1 to 1500 and encodes 499 amino acids. The record is from RefSeq and is a predicted model, not a curated record. The transcript has 2 exons.
AUGAAAAGUAAUAGUAAUAGUAAUAACAAUAGUAAUAAUGAAAAUAAAUUAGUUCAAUUACCAUUUAUAUUAUUAAGAAAAAUAAUAGAAUGUUUAGCUUAUAAUAUUGAUAAGAUUAUCUUUACAUUGACCUGUAAAAGGCUUUUUGAGAUUAGAGAUAGCUAUCUUUUUAUUCCUUUGAACAUUGACAACAGAUUAUCAAGAUACAUGAUAACCAAACUAAAAUUAAAGUCAUUCACAAAACAAAUCGAAUCAUAUGAUCAUCUAGAUGAUCGUCACAUCAAAAUUAACAAAAUAAUCGAAGUAGACGAAAAUAACUUUAAAAGAUUUCCAAUGAUAUUCUGUAGAUAUGUAAAAAAUGAAAAAUUUCAGUCUUUGCCAGAUAGCAAUACUAUCGAUGACAUUGAAGAGGUCUUUUGUACACGUGAUUACACCUCGCUAGAUGGUGUUCCUUUGCUCCACAAGAUCAAAGCUUUAACGAUACAACUGAUCUGUCCAAUUGACUAUUCAAUUCCAAAAAAUAUUAGAUCUUUAGAAUUGGUGUUUGAUACAGGUACUUUGUAUUGUUUCGGACCGAAAGCAGUGCUACCACAACAAUUGGAAUCAUUGGUCCUCUAUAAUUAUAAAGAGCAAUUUACGCCAGGAUUCUUACCUCCAACUCUAAAGAAAUUAAGGUUUUACGAUAGUGCACCAAGAUUCGAAAAAGGUAUGAUCAAUGAAGGUUUAGAACGAUUGGAGAUUGAAUAUUCAAGAUAUGACCAACCGAUAAAGAAAGGAGUACUCCCAGCUUCACUGAAAUACUUUGGCUCAGAGUCAUAUCGAGGCGAUCUUAUUUUCUAUGAUGCUACUGGUGAUGGUGGUGCACACUUGCAAAAUGAAGACGAUUCAUCAGAUCUACAGCUUAACAACACCUAUAUUCCUAAUACAAUCAAGACACUGUUAAUUGGUACUCCACGUAGAAGCGAUUCACCCAAAAUAUUAAAUUUAACAUUACCCGCUAGUCUUGUAAAACUUGGACUGUAUUAUGGUUUCAAUCAAACGUUGAAUCUAACAUUAACAACGCCAGGCACUCUAAAGAGAAUGAAAGCUUAUCAUUCCUACCAAAUCGAUAAACAACAAAUACCAGACAGUGUAACAUAUAUCUCUCUCAACUCUAUUGUCACAGAGUUGAAUAGUUUAAAGGAAAACUCAGCCAAUAGUUGUUUCAACUGGCUAAGCAAAUCCAUUAAAACGUUAAGAAUGCCAUUUGAAAAAGCCAAUAGUAAGCUGUUGGAAUCAAUACCUGUAACCGUUAGCACUAUUAUCCAAACGGAUAUAAGUUCAAUCGCUGACAAAACUACAAGUGUACUCAGACGAAUCGAAGGUCAACGCUAUCUAUUGUUCACUCAAAUCAACCAAGGUGGUUUCGUUGAACCCAAGGCAUUCGAUCAAUUUACAAAAUAUAUUGUAAAGACAUCACCGAAAAACAAUAAAGAUCCAUGCUUUUUCAAUAUCGAUUAA